Molecule: messenger RNA, 3114 nt
Organism: Electrophorus electricus (electric eel)
Lineage: Eukaryota; Metazoa; Chordata; Actinopteri; Gymnotiformes; Gymnotidae
Gene: smarcd3a
Product: SWI/SNF related BAF chromatin remodeling complex subunit D3a
Source: RefSeq, a predicted model, not a curated record
CCGUGGCUCAGUGCGCGAUGGAGCGGAAGCGUCCAGGCUUGACGUCAGGGGCGCGGAUGCCACAUCAGGGAGCUCCUAUGGGGCCUCCUGGACUUCCGUACGGAGGAACGGCCCCAGUGCGGCCAGUGAUGCCGAGUCCAGUGCUGGACCCCAACCGGAAACGUCCUACCCCCACCCCGCCUGUGCAAGCGCCCCCCGUCCAGAACCGGCCCAGAAGUGCUAAGAGAAGGAAAAUGGCAGACAAGAUUCUCCCUCAGAGGAUCCGUGAGCUGGUGCCUGAGUCACAGGCGUACAUGGACCUUCUGGCUUUUGAGCGCAAAUUGGACCAAACCAUUAUGAGAAAGCGGGUGGACAUCCAAGAGGCCCUGAAAAGACCCAUGAAGCAAAAACGGAAGCUCCGAUUGUACAUCUCCAACACUUUCAACCCCUCGAAGCCGGAUUCAGACGACUCCGAGGGCAGCAUUGCAUCCUGGGAACUAAGAGUAGAAGGAAAACUGCUCGAUGAUCCUGGAAAGCAGAAGAGGAAGUUUUCGUCUUUCUUCAAGAGUUUGGUUAUUGAGCUGGACAAAGACCUAUACGGCCCUGAUAACCACUUAGUGGAGUGGCACCGCACUCCUACAACCCAGGAGACAGAUGGCUUCCAGGUGAAGAGGCCAGGAGAUGUCAAUGUGCGAUGCACUCUGCUCCUCAUGCUGGAUUACCAGCCCCCCCAGUUUAAACUGGAUCCCAGGCUUGCUCGCGUGCUGGGUAUCCACACGCAUGCCCGUUCCUGCAUCAUCCAGGCCCUGUGGCAGUACAUCAAGACCAACAAGCUGCAGGACUCCCAUGAGAAGGAGUACAUCAACUGUGACAAGUACUUCCAGCAGAUCUUUGACUGCCCACGUCUGAAGUUUUGUGAGAUCCCACAGCGGCUCACCAACCUGCUGCUGCCAGCCGACCCAAUUGUAAUCAACCACGUCAUCAGCGUGGAUCCUAGUGAUCACAAGAAGACGGCCUGUUAUGAUAUAGACGUUGAGGUAGAUGAUCCUCUGAAGACUCAAAUGAGUGGCUUUCUGUUGUCAACUGCUAAUCAGCAGGAGAUAGCAUCACUUGAGAACAAGAUCCAUGAGACCAUUGAGUCCAUCAACCAGCUGAAGAUUCAGAGAGAUUUCAUGCUCAGUUUCUCAAGGGAUCCCAAGGGCUACAUCCAGGACUGGAUCUGUUCCCAGAACCGGGACCUUAAGCUAAUGACAGACGUGUUGGGGAGUCCUGAGGCAGAGCGCAAGGCUGAGUUUUAUAACCAGCCCUGGUCCCAGGAGGCUGUCAGUCGCUACUUCUACUGCAAGAUCCAGCAACGAAGGCAGGAGCUUGAGCAGGCCUUGGCCAUGCGGACCACUUAAAUGAACAUCAGUCAGUUCCAGCGUGGCUCUUCAACAACCAGCCAAGAAACCUGCAGAACUCUAAACUAGUGAUGAAUUUUCAACAUACUGGGCAGCAAGAUUCUUAUCUUUGAACAGUAAGAAACACUGUUGGCCAAAAAGGUGUAAUGUACAGUUUGUAUAUGUUUUGAAUUGAUGUAGUUUUGAAUAAUGAGUUAUAUAUAUAUGUGUGUGUGUGUGUGUGUGUGUGUGUGUGUGUGUGUGUGUGUGUGUGUGUGUGUGUGUGAACAUUUUAACAUUUUGAAUACCAGGUUGUCUAAAAAUUCCAAUGCCACAGAGCAGAGAAACAUCGGCCUAUGUCCAAACCAUUUUAAUGACUGCAUGACAAUGAGUCAAACGUGUCCUUUUUGACUGAAAGCUUUACAUUGCACAAUAUCAUCUGUCUCCUGUGCUAAAGAAUGAUUUGAAGCUUUGAAGCCUUGGGCAGUGUGAAAAGGGAUGUGUACUAUGAGGUCUGUACUAUGAGGUCUGUACUAUGAGGUCUGUACUAUGGGGUCUGUAUUAUGAGGUCUACAUUAUGAGAUCUGUACUAUGAGGUAUGAAUUUUCCAGGGAUACGUUUGUUUUGUUAGCUGACUGUAUUUGUGUACCUUAAACAAAUGUGAAUAUGUCUGAACAGGUGUUGGAUGUCUGAACAGGUGUUGGAUGUAUGAACAGGUGUUGGAUGUAUGAACAGGUGUUGGAUGUCUGAACAGGUGUUGGAUGUAUGAACAGGUGUUGGAUGUAUGAACAGGUGUUGGAUGUCUGAACAGGUGUUGGAUGAUUCAGUCACUUUAUCCUCAUCUUUGUUCUUUAUCUGUUGUGUCCAUGAACUGAAGCACUGUGUGGACUUUUGAAUGAACCAGAUAUUAUUUAUGAAUAUGUGGAUCAUAUCUUCCAUCACCUACUAGUAUUCUGCAGAUAACAGACAGCUGACUUAACUGAAAUGCAUUUUCAGUGUGUUACUGUCAGGUAUUGUGAGCACAUGUACAGGGAAGCCUGGUAGAACAAUGUAGAAGGAAAUACUCUGAUAAUUUAGCCCUUGUUUCUUUAAGACCAGGACAUUUAAAUGUACUUUUGUCAAAGGCUUUAAUUCCAGUGAAAUUAAUUAUGGACAAAAUAUUGUAAUGUGACACUAUGGAGAAAUUAUAGUAAAAUAAUGUCUGGUUUUAAAAACAGCAGAGUAUGCUGCUUGGGAACAUACAUACAGGCCUGAUUUUCUGAAACACCUUCACAUGCAUCAACUUAUAAGCUCACAGAGGCCACAGAGGAAGCAUUAACCAAAGUUAAUGUAGUUAAUCCUGUUUUUACUGUCAUUAUUACAUAUUUUAUUUGAGGGGGCAGGGUCUCAACUAUUGAUCUAUUUCAUUACGUCUACAUAAACUCAGACACGUUACGUGUGGCCUUGGAGAAGAGAAUUGAGACAGCCCCACCUACUUAAUUAUUUGCUGGCUGUCAUGAAAACAAUGUUAAUGUGGUCUCAAAGAGGUGUUUGUCACAUAAACAGUUACAGAUGUAAUAUAUGAUAUGUAUUAGUUGGCUAGACAUUAAGACUAAUGAAAUGUCUUGCAUGAUUGCCAGAACCUGGGACACUUAGUCCUGUAACUAGUCCUGCAACUACUUUUAAAGGUUCAGGAUGUUUAUUUAUUAUUAUGCUCUUUAUUUAUGUUUAAACGAUUAUGUGGUCUCAUGUCAUAAACAUUUGAUAUGUGUAAAUA